AUACAUUGAAAAUAAAUACUAUUAAAGUUGUUUAAAGCAGAUUAUCUGAAAGUGUAUUUGUGGAUACAAUGGUGACCACAAAAGAUAAAGUGCCAUUUGUUAUCAUAUUUAUCAUAGUUUGUGCCAAUUAUGCUAUUAGUGCUCACUUUCAACAAAAUACUAAUAAGGAUUUGUUUAAACAAAUUAUAUCGCGAAAGAUGGACGUCGAUAGACAGGGACUUAUAGGAAGUUCUUUAUUGGGCGGACCACUUGCUGUCGCCGCUUUUCUCUUAACUCUUCCGGCAUUACCGGCACUAUUGAUGGCACCAUUAGCUGUGGCCGGUUUGCGUCCUACUAUCGGAGCUGUCGGACAAUUCAUGAAUAGUAUCAAUUCUGGGUCUGGAUUUACACAGGGAAUCGCAUCAUUGCUUAAUCCACCCAAUAGUCUGGAUCAGGACACGUCUGCAUCUAAUUCAGUGUCGUCCACAUCGACUACCGGUUCUAAUAAUGCAGCCGUCUCUUCGUUUUCUUCGGCAUUGAGAUCUAUUUCAGAGCUUAUAUUCAACCGACGGCUCUCUAAUCCAGGAUUAAACAGAAUCCCUAAUAAACAACAAAAUCCAAACUCUGAAACAACUAAUACUAAACCUAAUAGCGAUUCUACAGAAAGUCCACAACAAAGGAUCGGUACAUUAAUGUCAUCGCUGAGGGAUGUAUACGGGAUCAUCAAGAAUGGACUUCGGAGGUAUGAAAUUACUGAUAGCGACUGUCAAUCAAGAAUCAUAUGUGAAGUACAUCAGAAAGCAGUCGGAAGAAGUACACCAUUGGCCACAUUUACUGCACAACUCAUGGAUAUUAUUGGUCUUGAGAAACAUUUAGAGGGAUCUAAUGCUGUAACAGAAAAAUCCAAAUAUUUUAUUAAAGACUUUGUGAGGGCCGCUAAAACAGGACUCAAGAAUAAGGACUGUUCGUCUGUAUUCAGUAGAUGUCCAGCCAUUUCAAACAUCUUAGAUUCGCCACAUUUUAGUGCCAUUAAUAAUCUUAAAGACAGACCAAAUAUUCAAGAAAUCAAUCAAUUAUUACAAUCAAAGUUAUCUCCCAAUAAAGCCAUUGGCAAACAAGUCAUUAAAGCAUCACUUUUGAAGACACCGCAAACCCUCAUCUAUAACACAAAUAUUAAACAAAAACUGUGA
Molecule: messenger RNA, 1169 nt
Organism: Oppia nitens
Lineage: Eukaryota; Metazoa; Arthropoda; Arachnida; Sarcoptiformes; Oppiidae
Exons: 6
Coding region: 69-1169 (366 amino acids)
Source: RefSeq, a predicted model, not a curated record